Closterium sp. NIES-67 is the source of this 7842-nucleotide messenger RNA. The record is from the annotation of a GenBank genome assembly. NCBI's taxonomy places the organism in Eukaryota, Viridiplantae, Streptophyta, Zygnematophyceae, Desmidiales, Closteriaceae.
UGGGAUGAUGGGUGACUGGACUGGAGUCGAGUCAGGCGAGACGAGCCUGCUGCGCCAUACGUUGUUGCGUAGAAAUGGUUCCAGGGCGCUGCGCUGCUCGUCAUUUCGAACAAGCGAGUAGUAGGGAAGGGAGAGAAGCGUUGUUAGCCAGUCUCACUCACUCGUUGGCACACUGGAGUUAGCCCGAACGGACCGCCAGGACGCGAGAAGAACAACAGGCGAGGAAGUACGGAGCGCUAAAGAAGCGAGGAUCCAUGGCAUGAGGCGAAAAAAGUCGAACUUAAUCUCAAGGAAAAGGAAGCUUCAUUGCCAUUUAACGGCAGCGUAGCCACAUGCUCUGCGACUCGACACCUCAACUUACUCGACCUCUCGCGGCUCAACUGCGCCAUCGCGCCAUCGCGCCAUCUUUUGAGUCGACUCAAAAGGCAGCGUAGCCACAUGUUCUGCGACUCGACACCUCUAACUCCACCUCUCGCGGCUCUCUCGCGGCUCAACUGCGCCGUCGCGCCAUCGUGCAAAGUCACUGUUAACGCCGGCCUUUCCGAUGGGGAAUCUCCGCGGCAGAAGCUCAGUCAGCGUCCAACUAUCUCCGUCUGACGUUCACGGUAACCGUCAUCCUCCCGUCGUUAUCCACACAGGCGGCCACGUGGCGAGACAGGAGAGGCCCGCAUGCACCCUACACGUCGGAAUGGCGGGAUUGGCGGAGCACGUAGAACGGAGAUUGCCGGACGGCACAAUGGUAGACAUGGCGGCGGAGGAGAGAAACGGGCGAACGCACAGUUCAGGCUCUAUUGGGACGGACGCUAGUCGAAGCAGCGACGAGCAUGGUCGCAAUCAGAUUACGACGACGACGAUGGCUACGGCGACGGCGGUGGGAACGACAAUGGCGACGACUACGGUGGCAACGGUGACUGCGAUGGCGACGACGGUGUUGAACGACAGGUUGUCGCAGCAACCGCAGAUGGUUUCGAGGCCGCCUGCUUUCCGACGGAGCUCCAGCGUUGGCCAUGCAACCCCGUCCACUGGCACCGAAAGCGACCGCUCUCCACCCGACCGCUCUCCUUCCGACCGCUUUCCAUCCGACCACCGCCCCUCCAAUCGCGUCUCCCGCGAUCCGCUUGCCAUGUCAGUCCCUCUUCCGCCUCGGUCCUCGCAGCAGCAGCAGCAGCAGCAGCAGGAUUGUGGGUCGAAAGCAGUAGGCUAUGCGCACGCUGUGGUUCCGCGACCGCCGCCUGGGCAACCCCCCCGUGCGUAUCCGUCUCGGCACCGGAGAUCGCUCUCUCUAGGCGGCUCUUUAGGCUCAGGAAAAUCUGCCGCCGCCGCCGCUGGUGCUGGGGGUGCUGCUGGUGCUGGGGGUUCGUUCAUCUUUGCUCCCCCUGCUGGUGUGCGAAGAAGGAGCGUCACAGGAGCAGCAGACGCGGUGACAGACGUUGCAGGUUUGGCGGCAGCAGCUUUAGCUACAGCACAUGCUGAAGACAUAGAAAUAGCGGCGGAGGCAGAGGAGGAGGAGGAGGAGGGGAAACGUGGGAGCGGUGAGGGAGGCAGUAUCGGUGCAGCUGGUUCCAGCAGUGGUGGCGAUCGCAGCAGUAGGGGAGGAAGCGGGGGCGGCAGCAGAGGGAUUAUGUCCGUGCUAGGAAUACCCGGAGGUCGGUUUAGCGCACUGACCUCCACUCAGUCGCCCUCUGCUUCUCCCAAGAAAGCCCGGUCUCUCUCUCCCCUCUCUUCCUCCCACCUCUCCCCCCCUCUCUCCCCCCCCUUCUCUCUCCCCCUCUCUCCCCCGAUCUCCCUUGGUAUGCCGAAUCUGCUCUCAGUGCUGCGGCUGGGGAAACAGAGAGGGGGGGAUUCUGGAGGGGAUACUAUGUGCGGGGAGGGCAGUGGAGGAGGAGGAGCAGGAGGAGAGGAGGGGUAUGAUGGUGGUGGUAGCGGUGGAGGGACGGUAGGGGAGGCAGAGAAUGGGGUUAUGCGGAGAGGCAGGACGUGUAAGGAGAGGGGGGCGAGGGGGGGCCGAGGGGAUGGGAUGAUGGGUGAGGGAGAGGUGAAGGGAGGAGCAGGGGAGGAGGAAGAGGAGGGACCACCUGUGCGUCGGGCUGUGACGUGGUCUGUGAGAAAGAGUGGGAGCAGAGGGAGGGAGAGGGGGGGGGAGGGAGUGGGUGCGGGAGCGAGGGCGACAGCAAACGAUGGAGCAAGGGAGAGAACAAUGGCAAGUGAUGCUGCUCUGUUUGUGUGCUCUCCAUACUCGCCCAGCAGAGCACUUGGGGGGGGGAGGCCCCCUAGGAGCCAGCACCUGCCACCCCAGCAGCAGUUGCGGCAGCAGUGUUUGCAGAACUACCAAGGGCGGCAUCACCAGCAGCAGCAGGGGCAGGGGCCGGGGCCGGGGCAGGGAGUGGGGCACAGGCACAGGCGGUCUGUCUCGUGGGAUGUCACUGGGCUGGUGCAGAGCGCACACCGCACCAUGGAAGCACGCACAGCGGCUCAUGGCAGCCCUGGUUUAAGCGCUGCUGAGCCUGACGCACCAGCAGGCGCCGGGCUGGAUGACGCUGGGGGCUGGGGCAGUAGGGGCAGCUUUGAAGGGGGCCAAAGGAGAGAAUGUGAGGAGGAGAAGGAGGAGGGGGAGACUUAUAUAGUCAGAGGAAAGCACAGCCGUGGGGCGGGAAGCGGGGGCAGUAUGAGGGAGGUGAUGGGUGGAGGGGUAGCUGAUACUGCCUCUGCCACGGCGGCUGUCGCUGCUGGUGCUGCUGCUGCUGGCGCUGGCAGCAAUGGGGUGAAGGCAGCUUCUUCCAGUGAGCCUCGGCAUGUGCAGUGGGGAGGAGAGGACUCGGCUCGAUGGCUGGAAGAGCGUGUGGGUGCCAGUGCAGGUGCAGGGAGCAGCAGCAGCAGCAACAGCGCUUCAAGAAGGAGGUUCAUUGGUAAAGCCAGCUUCAGUGCUGGGGGUGUUGGUGCUGGCAGCAGCUUCGCCAGCAGCCUUGGUUUCCGGACCAACCGCAGCAGCAGCACCAGCAGCGGCAGCGGUAUCGGCAAUGGCAGCGGCAGUCUUGGUGGUAGUGGUGCUGGCGGCAGCAGCAGCAGCAGCAGCAGCAGGGUUAGCAUGGCUCGGCUGAUGAUGGCUCGAAGCCCCAGUGAGAGCAGCAUCCGUAGGUCAAAGGAGGGCGAUAGGGAUAGCCGCAGGGACCUAGACAGCAGCAUCAGCAUCAACAGACGCAGCAGCAUCAGCAGCAGCAUGCGGAGGGCAAAUGCGCGUCGGCCAUCCUCGGCAUUGCCCUCCUCCCCGCCCCGCUCCCCUGAGCUGAUUCCCCGCCAGGCGGUAGUCUUACGGCAGGAGCUUAGAUGGGAAGGGGGAGAGGGAGGCGCAUGGGCAGUGGGAGGGGGAGGGCGAGGAGGUCUGGCCAGCAGUAGUAGCCGUGGGUCCAUGUCCUUUUCUCAUGCGGCCUCUCCUCCUGCUGCUGCUGCUGCUGCUUCUGCUGCUGAUUCUGCUGCUGCUGCUAUGGCUUGUUCCUCCCUCUCCACUGUGAGAGGAGACCCCAUCGUCCGUGGAUGUGUCAUCGCCCCCAACCGCUUGCCAUCACACUCACCACCAGCAGCAGCAGCAGCUUCGGCAGCAGCAGGAGGCGCAGGAAAAGGAGGAGGAGGAGCAGGAAGCUCAGCAGCAGCAGGAGUUGGUGCAGGUACGCAAGAGAGUGUGAUCGGGAGGAGAGAAAGGUCCAAAACGGCACCUGCUCGCUCCCAGCCGGUUGUCUCACCACCACGCCCCCCAUCCCAAGUAGUGUUCGUCCCGAACGUGCUUCCAGACGUGAGCUGCAGGUUCGGCAGUGCCAACCUCCGGCAGCGGCCAGGGAGCGUGAAUCAGGAGCAGCAGGAGCAGCAGGAGCAGCAAGGAGAGGGGUGGAGCGUAGAAAGAGGGGAAGACGAGGGGCAGGUGCAGCAGCUAGCAGCAGCGCGUAAGCAGCAGGCUUUGGAGGAGUAUUUCAGCCGCACUCAGAAUUUCCUGCACCGAAACGCGAACCCUGUUGGCGCUGUGGGCUCCGUGAACCCAGAUACAGAUGGGCUAAAGCACGGGAGGAGAGAUGGGAAGAAGGCCGGUGGCGGGAGGAGCAGCAAGGAGAAGAAGGGGGCAAAGAAAAACGGAGGAUCCGAGACAAGAGAUGGCAAAGGGAGCAGGUGGAUGGGAAGAGGGGAGGAGUGGGGUGUGGGGUCUAGGAGCGAGAGGAAUACGGAUGGAAGGGAGGGCUGGUCAGGGGGGCGGUUGGAGGACCGUUCCGAGGAUCACUUUGCGGGUCCCUUCAACAGGCACAGAGAUACUCAAAUGGAGGUGCCAGCAGUGGCAGAGAGGGUGGGUUUCGAAGGGCAUGGUUGUGGGAGGGAUUGGGGAGGGGAACCCAGGUGCAGUGAUGGGCCCAGUUAUGGUACUAUGGUGGAACAUGGGGGGGGCGACGGCGCGGGGGAGUGGAGGUACCCCGAUUCACCCAAUCAUGCUUCCGCCCUGCAGCAGGGGGCUGGAGGGGAGGGGGGGGGGGACGGAGGUCUAGGGGGGGAAGGAAGAGGGGCGAAUUUGGGGCAUUGGCUAGGGGAGGAGGGUGGGGAGAGGGACGAGAUCUGGCAGGGAGAAGGGGAAGCAGAAUGGAAAGGGGGUGAGGAGGCAUGGGCGAGGGUAGGGGAGAGAGAGUGGGCACGGUUAGGGUGUGAGGGUGUGGAGGACGGAGGUGGAGGGACGGAAGGUGGCGGGAGGAGUGGUGGGAGGAGUAGUGGGAGGAGGAAGAGCAGUGGUGAGGCGUGGCAGGGUGGUGGUGAGGGACGUGAGGCGCUUGAGACGCAGGACGUGUGGUGCAAUGGCGAUGCGAUUGUGAGUGACUAUAACGAGGACGGGGGAGCAGAGGAAUAUGUGCUUCCUUUGCCCCACUGUGAGGCGAGGAGCAGCAAGACGUGGACAGGCACAGGGGAGCAGUGGACGGGGCGUGGGGUUCAGGAGGAGACAUGCUGGGAUGUGCCGGGGGAAGAGCAGGAGCAAGAGGAGGAUGAGGAGGAGGAGGUUGAGGAGGGGGAGGAGGGGAGUGAGGGGAGUGAGGGUCAGGCGAGGCAGUUCUUGCCGUGGGGCGUGCCAUUGGGCGGACAAGAGAGGGAGGGGACUGAUGAAGGUUUGAACGGCUCAGAUUAUUUGUGCUUAGAACAUCAGGAGGAUAUAGGGGAGGGGAGUAUUCGUGCGGAAGAAAAGGAUGCUGAGGAGGAGGAAGAGGAGGAGGAUGAAGAGGAGGAGGAGGAAGAGGAGGAGGAGGAAGAGGAGGAAGAGGAGCAGGAAGAGGAGGAGGAAGUGGAGGAGGAUGGGAAUAUUGUGGAAGAUGAGGGAGUGCAAGAGGUUGAGGACGAGCAUGCUUAUGGUGAGUUGCCAUGGGGCGCUGCACAAUCCUUGGAUGCAGAUGAUGGUGCUGAUGGUGCAGAUGGUGCCAAUGAUACCGACGAUACCGACGAUGCAGAUGAUACAGAUGAUACAGAUGAUACAGAUGAUACCGAUGAUACCGAUGAUACUGAUGGUGAAGGGGGAGUAGGUUCCUCAAGGAUGGCAGGUGCUGUGGCUGUGGAGAUGCUAGUUCUCGAUGAUGAUGAGAGGGAUGCAGUGGCAGGUGAGGAGGAGGAGGAGGAUGGCACGGAUGGGGGGGCAGAGGAAGAUGGCACGGAAUAUGGCAUGGCUGGUUCUGACUUGAUGGCAUGGCAAUAUGGUGGUGCACGCACGAGUCAAGCAGCCAGCAUGGAUGGUCUACGAGGUUGGGAUAACACGGGUGGUGGUGGGUCGGGUUGUUUAAGGGUGGGAGCGGGGCCAGGGGAGAGCAAACGCAGCAAGGAAGGGAGUAGAGGCAGGAAGGGGAGGGCGAGGGAGGUGGAGUAUAAACACGCGAGGGAGUAUGAUCUGCUGAGGCUGCUCAGUGACGGUGGCAGCAGCCAGGGGGGUGUGAGCGAGGGGGAAGGGCGGUGGGAGGAGGAGGAGGGGGAAGUGGGUGGAUUGUUGGAGAAAGGGAGGGUAGGGGUGAAGGGUAGUGGGGUGGAGGUGGACGUGUUGGUUGUGGAAAUGGAAAGCGGAGGGGAGAGGAGGACGAGGAUCGGAGAGGGGGUUGCAGAGUGGGUGGUGCUUGGAGGGGAGACAGAUGAGGAUGAGGAGAACGAAGAGGAGGAAGAACAGGAAGAAGAGGAAGAAGAGGAAGAAGAGGAGGAGGAGGAAACGACAGAGGAAGAGGAAGAAGAGGAAGGGGAGCACAAAGAGGGGGGAAGGGAGCUGGAACGGGGGAGCAAGGUGGACGAGAAUCGGUCAAGCGUACCAUCCAAACAACUUGACACAGGGGCGCACGGUGGAGUCUAUCACUCCGUGCUGCUGCGUAGAGUGAUGGAGAGGGGAGCUGCUGAUCCUGUGUCUCGCACUCACAGUGCCGACCUGCACAGCACGAGGCCACGUAGUGCCCAUGUGUUCCCGACCAGUAGAAGCACCAGCAGCUGUGGAAGGCAGGAUCAGUGCCCCCAGGGAAGAAGCCGUGGUGCUGGCCGUGGUGCUGGCAGUGGUGGUGGCAGUAGGUCUGGUGAGAGAGGCUUGGGCCGAAGCUGCUAUAGCACAGGCUUGAGCCCUGCUCCCAGCAUUGCACCGACUGCCUCGGCAGCUUCUGCUGGUGGGGGUGGCUCUGCUGCUAUGGCUGCUGCUGCUGCUGGUUAUGCUGUAUGUGACAAUCCAGCUGCAAAGGACAUCGGUGGUGCGAGGAAUGGUAGAGGUACGCAGCAGGCGAACGGCAGGGGUGAGCAGUACCAGCAGAACCAUCAGUCCCAUCAGUCUCUGCAGAAGCAGCCGGGCUUGCCACAGCUACAGCGAUCAUCCAGCGUGGCCACCAGCACACUAAGCAGAAUGGCACGGAGCAGCAGCGUGGGCAGUCCUUGCAGCAGCACAAGUCUAGCACCAACAGCAAGAGCAAGUUCCAGCGGCUUCUCUGUUGCCCUUUCUCCCUCUACAUCCGCCUCCCGCUGUGAUCCGAAGAUCAGAGGCCCCAUCACCACCCAGGCUCCAGACCUGUCGGACCUGUCAGACCUCUACCAGAGCAUGAUGGCGACGUAUCAGUGCCAGCCUGUGCAGGCGUGCUCUCAGCAUCAGAAGGUGUGCUCCCCGCCAGUCGCCCUGGCAUCCGCUACACGUGCUGCUGCUUCUGACGAACCAGACUUAAGGAGUAGUGGCCACGGUGGCAGGCCAGCCACAGGCAGCAGCGGCGGUAGUGGCGGCGGCGCUCGCGAGCGGUUGGCCCAGAGAGAGAUGCUCACUCCAAAAGGGGGGAGCUGGAACGAGCAUGCACGCUCCUGGGACCGCAUCGGAGGCGGCAUGGGCACGGGAGGUGCUGCUUCGAGACUGGGCCCUGGUGGGGGGGUAGGGGGAAGUAGAGGGAGGAAUGAAGGGGGGGGUGGUGAUGGGGGGGAUGGUGAUGGAGGGAGAGGAGGAGUGAGGGCAUCGAAGGGACGAGUGACAGCGGCUUCGGCGAUGCGUCAGCUCAAGGCUGGGUCUGGUGGUGCGGGCGGCUCAUGCAACUCCCGCUCUCUUGACAAGUUCAUCUGAUCUGAAUCUGCUGUGGGAACAAGUGAGAGUAGAAUAGAAACGGUCUUGGAGCGAAUGACCUGCCAGUAGUGCACCUGUAGUGUGCCCUUAGUGUACCAGCGGUGUACCGGUAGUGUAGCUCGGUAAUCUGGUUUUGUAAAUAUUUGGCACGGCAGGAGGAUGGGUCCGGCUUGAAACUUGAUGGUCGGGUCAGGUCGGGUCGGGUUGGUUGCCUAGCAUGGUUGUCGCUGCCAGCCAGGAAGCCUGGCAUGCUGGGGCGAAUACAACAUAGA